UAAAUUGGACUCAUCUUCUGUACUAAAUAUUCAUACCAACAAAGAACUUGUAAAAUUCUUCUUCGUUCUUCGUUAUAUUUUCAGUUCUGGUCACUAAAAAUGGCCGGAAUUUUGGUGGUUUUUGAUUUUGACAAGACGAUUAUUGAAGUUGAUAGUGAUAACUGGGUUAUUGAUGAACUUGGUUUUACGGAUUUGUUCAAUCAGCUCCUUCCUACCAUGCCUUGGAAUUCUCUUAUGGAUAGCAUGAUGAACGAGCUUUAUUCUGAAGGUGUAACCAUGGAAGACAUUGAUGAAGUCUUGAAACGUAUUCCGAUUCAUCCUCGAGUUAUUCCUGCUAUAAAAUCAGCUCAUGCUUUAGGGUGUGAGUUGAGGAUUGUGAGUGACGCAAAUUUGUUCUUCAUUGAGACAGUUUUGAAACAUCUCGGAUUAAAAGAUUAUUUUUCAGAGAUCAACACAAAUCCAGGAUUUGUUGAUGAAGAAGGAAGAUUGAGAAUUUCUCCUUAUCAUGAUUUUACUCAAUCUUCCCAUGGUUGCAGUCUUUGCCCGCCAAAUAUGUGCAAGGGUCACGUCAUUGAAAGAAUUCAAGCUUCGAUCUCAAAAGAACAGAGAAUAAUCUAUCUCGGUGACGGUGUUGGUGAUUAUUGCCCGAGUUUAAAGCUAACAGACACUGAUUAUAUGAUGCCCAGAAAAGAUUUCCCAGCAUGGGAACUAAUUUCCAGAAAUCCUAUGCUUGUUAAGCCCGAAAUUCACGAAUGGACCGACGGGGAAGAACUUGAACGAGUUUUAAUCGAGAUUAUUGAUGAAAUUUAUUUGGAAGAGAAUAGUGCUCAAUUGUUCUCAGCAGAUUACAUAUUUCAGAAUGUAUCAUCAAUUGCUGCUCUGCCUCAAGCUGUUCCUCUGUAAUUGAAAUCAUAUUGGCAAAAUGUUAUGCCUUUAUUAUCAAAUUAACAAAAUUUAGUCUCUGUUUUAUGAAAAUGGAAGCAUGUGAGUUAAGUUUGUUA
This is a messenger RNA of Mercurialis annua (annual mercury), 1001 nucleotides long. Its product is annotated as inorganic pyrophosphatase 2-like. Gene Ontology annotation, molecular function: phosphatase activity. The coding region runs from base 100 to 903 and encodes 267 amino acids. The transcript has a single exon. The record is from RefSeq and is a predicted model, not a curated record. NCBI's taxonomy places the organism in Eukaryota, Viridiplantae, Streptophyta, Magnoliopsida, Malpighiales, Euphorbiaceae.